This is a messenger RNA of Zea mays, 1124 nucleotides long. Its product is annotated as chlorophyll a-b binding protein 6A. NCBI's taxonomy places the organism in Eukaryota, Viridiplantae, Streptophyta, Magnoliopsida, Poales, Poaceae. The record is from RefSeq and is marked validated. Gene Ontology annotation, cellular component: membrane. Gene Ontology annotation, biological process: photosynthesis, light harvesting.
ACUCAGACGCCACCUGUUCUUCCUUCCUCUCCUCUCUGCAACGCGUCGGGAAGCAGCUGCCAGCCAUGGCAAUGGCGUCGUCGUCGAGCGGGCUGAGGAGCUGCAGCGCAUUGGGCGUGCCCAGCCUGCUGGCGCCGUCGACGUCGUCGUCGUCCCGGUCCGGCCGCCUGCCGUUCUGCGCCCACGCCACCACCUCCGGCCGCGUCACCAUGUCCGCGGAGUGGAUGCCCGGGCAGCCCCGCCCCGCCCACCUCGACGGCUCCUCGCCAGGUGACUUCGGCUUCGACCCCCUGGGCCUGGCCACGGUGCCGGAGAACUUCGAGCGGUUCAAGGAGUCGGAGGUGUACCACUGCCGGUGGGCCAUGCUGGCCGUGCCGGGGGUGCUGGUGCCGGAGGCGCUGGGGCUGGGCAACUGGGUGAAGGCGCAGGAGUGGGCGGCCGUCCCCGGCGGGCAGGCCACGUACCUGGGCGCCCCGGUGCCGUGGGGCACGCUGCCGACCAUCCUGGCGGUCGAGUUCGUGGCCAUCGCCUUCGCCGAGCACCAGCGCACCAUGGAGAAGGACCCCGAGAAGAAGAAGUACCCCGGCGGCGCCUUCGACCCGCUCGGCUUCUCCAGGGACCCCGCCAAGCUCGAGGAGUACAAGCUCAAGGAGAUCAAGAACGGCCGCCUCGCCAUGCUGGCCUUCGUCGGCUUCUGCGUCCAGCAGUCGGCGUACCCGGGCACCGGUCCGCUCGAGAACCUUGCCGCCCACCUCGCCGACCCCUGGCACAACAACAUCGGAGACAUCAUCAUCCCUAGAUCGAUCUCCCCUUGACAAUUAUAUUGGUUGAUUAUUACGACUAGGCACUAGGCACUGCCUGCCUGCGUGCAGGAGCAGUACAACGACGACGACGGCGAGUCGGCGACUUCCCUCCCGCCCGGAAAGCUCUCGUAAUCUAAAGGAAAAGGAAAUUGGUACCAUGUUGUGCACUUCUAGCAUGCAUGACAGCAAUCGCAAGCUUCUUCCUCAGCCACUAACCUCUAUGUACAUUUUCAGCGCAAGAUCAUUGUCGACAGUAGUAUACAUAAAAGUGUACACAAUAUACUGAACAAACAACCAAGACACAAGUGAAUGUAAUUUGGC